Molecule: messenger RNA, 504 nt
Organism: Canariomyces notabilis
Lineage: Eukaryota; Fungi; Ascomycota; Sordariomycetes; Sordariales; Chaetomiaceae
Exons: 1
Biological process (GO): glutaminyl-tRNAGln biosynthesis via transamidation; regulation of translational fidelity
Molecular function (GO): glutaminyl-tRNA synthase (glutamine-hydrolyzing) activity
Source: RefSeq, a predicted model, not a curated record
CAGCUCCUCUCCACACCAACCUGGUCAAUCCGCACCCUUCUCCCCAGCACAGAAGAACCCCCCUCCCAGGCCUCUUCAUCCCCAAACAAAACAACAGGAGAACAAGAAGAAGACAGAAUAAACCUCGCCCACCUCCUCCGCCUCUCCGCCCUGCCGCAACCCGCCUCGGCGCAAGAAACGUCGCGCAUGCUGGCCACGCUGCGCGCCCAGCUGAAAUUCGUACGCGACAUCCAGCAGGUCAACACGGAGGGCGUGGCGCCGCUGCACUCCAUACGCGACGAGACGGCGGAAGGGCGGCGCGAGGCGACCAUCGACUUGUCGACUCCCCAGAUCCAGGAGGCGCUAGCGCGCGAGGAGCAGUAUGGGCGGUGGAAGAGGCCGAGGCGGAGAAAGUCCGGGGGUAGUAAUGGGGAUGCUUUGAUCGUGAAGGAGCAGGAGCAGGAGGGCUGGGAUGUGCUUGGGUCGGCGGCGAAAAAGGUCGGUAGGUACUUCGUUGUGCGAAGC